GAGAGACGGACCAAAAGGAAGGCAGUCGAGUCAUGGCGGGGCGAGCGAGAGAGCAAGCUGUGCGGGCUGUGGUGCUGGCUUACGAGGAGCUCAAGAAAGAAUGGGGGAAGAAAAACAGGAACCUGCAGACUUGUGGGAAGUACCUGGCUGACAUAAAGGUGGAACUGACCAAGCUGCAGUUUCUGCCAUCUGUGGGCAAUAAAGUAUCCAAGGAGGAGUUGCUUGUGGCUAGAAACACACUCGAAAUUGGUGCCCUAUGGAGCAUAGCCAACAAGGACAUCCCUUCCUUUGAGCGAUAUGUUGCCAUGCUCAAGAUAUACUACAUGGACUACAGAGAGCAGCUAACAGAAUCACCCUACAUGUAUGAGUUGUUGGGGUUGGACUUGCUGUGCCUGCUGGCCCAGAACAAGGUUGGGGAGUUCCACACCACCUUGGAGCACCUGCCAGCACCUGCCAUCACUGACAAUGUGUACAUCAGACACCCAGUGGCCAUGGAGCAGUACUUGAUGGAGGGAGCGUACAAUAAGAUCUAUUUGGCCAAGGGAGAGGUGCCAGCUGAAGGUUACAAGUUCUUCAUUGAGGAGCUGCUCUCCACCAUCCGGGAGGACAUUGCUGACUGUGUGGAGAAUGCCUACGAUCGCAUCCGCCCUGAGGACAUUGGCAAAAUGCUGUAUCUUUCUAACACCAAGGAGAUCCUUAAAUACUGUGAGACACGCAGCUGGCAGGUUGGUCCAGACGGCUACCUCCACUUCAAGAAGGAGGUGCGUAAGAGUGAAGACGGGAUCCCCUCUCGUGAGCUGGCCCAUCAGAUGAUCAACUAUGCACGAGAGAUGGAACAAAUUGUGUAGGGCUUAGGCAACAAACAUGCAGCACACACACACACACACACACACACACACACACACACACACACACACACACACACACACACACACACACACACACACACACACACACACACACAUACAUGCAAGGACAUGCCUAUAUAUUGAUAAUAAUGCAUACACAAUUGUACACACACACAUACUACUAGGUAAAUGACACCUACACUGUCAAGCACAUACUUUAUAUAUAGUAUGUAUUUAUAUAUAGACAUGAAAUUACAUGUAACAACAGCUCUGUGGACUCAGGAUGAAAAGUAAUUGCAUUGAUGUGUUUCUGUGUCCCCCCUUCAUAAUCAGUGUCAGUGAAGUGGGGUGCUACCUUGCACUCGAGUUCUGCCUUCACUUCCUAGAAUAUUGUAUUCUUCUAAUAUCUAGUUGAGAUUUAUCUUUAAGAAAUACAUUGAGCAGUACCACUAACAUUUAACAACACUUGAAGAAAGGUUUGUGGUGCAGAAUUGCUGUUUUUCAUCUGUUGUGUUGGAGUUUUUGUGUUUCUAGUUACACCUUUGCCAACCUCCAGUUUGUAAUAAAUCCAGAAAAUUUU
Molecule: messenger RNA, 1428 nt
Organism: Portunus trituberculatus (swimming crab)
Lineage: Eukaryota; Metazoa; Arthropoda; Malacostraca; Decapoda; Portunidae
Product: 26S proteasome non-ATPase regulatory subunit 8-like
Exons: 6
Coding region: 33-848 (271 amino acids)
Biological process (GO): proteasome-mediated ubiquitin-dependent protein catabolic process
Cellular component (GO): proteasome regulatory particle, lid subcomplex; nucleus; proteasome regulatory particle
Source: RefSeq, a predicted model, not a curated record